AUGCCUGUAGAUCUUGUGCUGGUUAGGCAUGGGCAAUCCGAAGGAAACCUAGCGCAGCGUCUCUGCCGCCAGCAGCAGCAGCAGCAGCAGCAGCAGCAACAGCAGCAGCAGGUGCAUCAGGCGGGUGUUCCUACAACAGACUCCUCUACAACAGCAACAGCAGCAACAGCAACAGCAGCAACAGCAGCAGCAACAGCAGCAGCAGCAGCAGCAGCAGCAGGUGUAUGGUCCUCUGAGUUCCGUUCCCGUCAUAAUUCUUUAUAUAGAUUAACAGAUAAAGGAAGAAGACAAGCAGCAAUUGCUGGGCAUUGGAUAAAAAAUAAUAUUGGAUUAGGGUUUGAUAAAUAUUAUACUUCCGAAUAUGUCCGAGCAAUGGAGACAGCAGCAAUGUUAGAUUUGCCAUCUGCUCGUUGGGUAACGGAGGUUUAUCUAAGAGAGAGAGACAGAGGAAUAUUAGCUAAUAAGACGCAUGCAGAGAGGGAGGUUUACGUGUAUUGA
This is a messenger RNA of Eimeria maxima, 498 nucleotides long. RefSeq names its product phosphoglycerate mutase, putative. The transcript has 3 exons. The record is from RefSeq and is a predicted model, not a curated record. Gene Ontology annotation, biological process: glycolytic process. Lineage: Eukaryota; Apicomplexa; Conoidasida; Eucoccidiorida; Eimeriidae. Gene Ontology annotation, molecular function: intramolecular phosphotransferase activity. Bases 1 to 498 code for a protein of 165 amino acids.